GGGGCGUGCGCGGAGGCGCGGAGGAGGCGCGGCUGUCGCGGGGCGCUAAGCUGGGCCCGGUUGCGGGAGAGGAGCGUGGCGCGCCUGGUGUAGGGCCUGCUGCUCCGAGGCGGCAGCGGCGGCGGCGGCGGCGGCAUGCGCGUGUGAGAUGCGGCCGCGGGUAGCCCGGACGCGAGCGGCGGCCCCCGGGGCAGCGGCGAAAGUGAGCGGCGCAGCCUCUUCAGAGCGAGGCGUGCGGUGCAUGAGGGCGAGCGCGCGGGCGCUGGGCAUCCGCCGGCCACGCCGCCUCCAUAAACACUUGUUUAGGACUUGUUCGCCUCGCUGAGGCUGCGGCGCCGGCCAUGGAGCCCCCGUGCGAACCGGAGCCCGAGCCCCAGCCCCUUGCAGAGGCCUCAGCCGCCGCUCCGCUGCGCUCACCAGAGGUGGCGCGGCUUCGCGAGGAGCAGGAAAAGGUGGUCACUAACUGCCAAGAGAAAAUCCAACACUGGGAGAAAGUAGACAAUGACUAUAGUGCUCUUCAAGAGAGGCUGAGGACCUUGCCUGACAAGUUGUCUUACGACGUCAUGGUACCAUUCGGCCCUCUUGCCUUCAUGCCAGGAAAACUUGUCCACACUAAUGAAGUCACUGUUUUACUUGGCGACAACUGGUUUGCAAAGUGCUCAGCAAAACAGGCUGUGGGUUUAGUUGAGCAUCGGAAAGAACAUGUAAGAAAAACAAUAGAUGAUUUUAAAAAAGUGUUGAAAAAUUUUGAAUCCAGAGUUGAAUUCACGGAAGAUUUGCAGAAGAUGAGUGAUGCUGCAGGUGAUUUUGUUGACAUAAGAGAAGAAAUUAAAAGUGACUUUGAAUUUAAAGGAAAACAACGGAUUGCUCAUAAACCUCAUUCCAAACCAAAAACUUCAGAUAUUUUUGAAGCAAAUUUUGAAAAUGGUGUAAAACCCAAGGAUACGUUUGAUGCUGAUGAACUGUGGGCUCGACUUGAAGAGCUGGAGAAACAAGAAGAGUUGCUGGGUGAACUUGAAAGUAAGUCUGAUACUGUGACUACAAAUGGAGAAGACACAGUGUCUUCUGAGGAGGAAAAGGAAGAUGAAGACACAGGUGUGAAUGUGGUGUCUCCAGUGACAGACUCCUCUGCCCCCAGCAGCUAUAAAAGGCAUGCUGGAAAUGCAGGACUCCCUAAUGGUCAAAUCAAUAGUCUCAACUAUUCAGUGAAUGGCUCAAAUUCUUACCACAACAACAAAGAAGAUGAAGAAGAAGAAGAUGAAGAAGAAGAUGAUGAAGAUGAUGAUAAUGAUAAUGAAAGUGACCAUGCUAUUUCAGCAGAUAAUUCUGUACCAACAAUAUAUUUCUCUCAUACUGUUGAACCUAAAAGGGUUCGAAUAAAUACUGGGAAAAAUACCACUUUAAAGUUCAGUGAGAAGAAAGAGGAAGCCAAACGGAAACGAAAGAGUGGUGCUGGCAGUCAUACUGCCCAUGAGCUGCCUGCCAUCAGGAGCCCUGCUGAUAUUUACAGAGUCUUCGUGGAUGUUGUGAAUGGAGAGUACAUUCCUCGGAAGUCAAUCCUGAAGUCUCGCAGCCGAGAGAACAGCGUGUGCAGUGACACGAGUGAGAGCAGCGCGGCCGAUGUGGACGACCGGCGGGGGCUCCUGCGGAGCACCAGCUCUGAGGAGGCUGUGGGUGCUGAUGCUGGUGGGAGCAGUUUGGAGGAACUCCAAGAGAACCACCCCAAGAAGCCUUUGCCCUCGGGCAUGUCUGAGGCUUUUUCUGGAACUGUAAUAGAAAAAGAAUUUUUAUCACCCUCCCUAGCACCACACUCAGCCACUGCUCAUCAUGCCCUCCCCACCAUUCCAGAGCGAAAAGAAAUUCUGUCAGAAGCAUCAGAGGAACCUGCAAAGAGGGUUUCAAAGUUCAGAGCUGCCCGGUUGCAGCAGAGAAGCUAGAGGGCAUGGACUCCGCCUGCAGCUCCAGCUGCACUUUAGGACACGUGGCCGAUUCUGCCAUGGAGUUGGGAAGGCGUCCUACUUGGCUGGGCAGAGGUCUCUCACCUUUAUCAGUGGCAUUGGGAAAGUCAAAGUAAAUGUUCGAAUGCUGUAAUGCUCUGCUGGCUUCGUUAAUUCUGUGACUACUGUCUAAUUGGCCUUAGGAUGCAGGAAUAGCAUUUUGAGUUACUUUUCAAAGAAUACUGUCAUAUAUUGUUUUUGUGUUUUCAGCUAAACACAGGCAGUUUUGUACCAGCUGUGAUGUUGUGCUUUCCAUAUGGACCAUGUUAAAGGAACUUUUAAAAUUUCAAAUAGAUUCAACAAUUAUAUUACUUGCUUUUACAUUUUAAAGGCACUUUAAAAAAAAGAUCUACAUUUCUUGUAGGUUUCACAGCUAGAU
This is a messenger RNA of Mastomys coucha (southern multimammate mouse), 2376 nucleotides long. It is a transcript of the gene Uri1, whose product is annotated as URI1 prefoldin like chaperone. NCBI's taxonomy places the organism in Eukaryota, Metazoa, Chordata, Mammalia, Rodentia, Muridae. The record is from RefSeq and is a predicted model, not a curated record. The transcript is spliced from 11 exons. Gene Ontology annotation, biological process: negative regulation of transcription by RNA polymerase II; negative regulation of phosphatase activity. Gene Ontology annotation, molecular function: phosphatase inhibitor activity; transcription corepressor activity; chromatin binding. Bases 342 to 1937 code for a protein of 531 amino acids.